Molecule: messenger RNA, 1011 nt
Organism: Plasmodium yoelii
Lineage: Eukaryota; Apicomplexa; Aconoidasida; Haemosporida; Plasmodiidae
Product: PIR protein
Exons: 3
Coding region: 1-1011 (336 amino acids)
Source: RefSeq, a predicted model, not a curated record
AUGUUAACUAGUAAAGUGUGUGGAGAGUUUGCUACUUUGUGGAAGUUUUUCCCCGAUGAAUUAAAUGGAUCUGGAGAAUAUUAUAUUAGUGGUAAAACAAUCAAAAAUUAUUGCCCUAAUAAUGAUUGUAACACUGAUAUCAAUAAGAUCCAUGCUGGAUGUUUAUGGUUAUUGAAUCAAUUUUAUGGGGAUUAUGAUAAAUUUGCGAAUAAUGCAAAUGACAAGAUUGAUAUUGUUAUAUACAUUAUGACAUGGUUAGGAUAUAAAUUAAAUCAAAAGUUAAAUACAGAAUUUCCAAAUAUAAAUAAAUUUUACAAUAAACAUAUGAAAAAUGCCAAUGAGUAUCAAAAUCAUAUAGAUGGUGUUACGAAGUAUAAAAACUAUAUUGAGCUUAUAAAUAAGCACAAUUAUGUGAUGGAUAUUUCUAAUGAAAAUAUAUAUAAAUUUUAUGAAGCAUUUAAAACCUUAUGCAAUAUGAUUAAUAAUGCUGAUAAAACAGACGGUGGCAAAACAUGUUUAGAACAUGCUAAUAAAUUUGUUGUUGAAUAUCAAAAACUCCUUAAUGAUAAUGAUAAUAAAGAUAGUUCAUAUAAUAAAAUAUUGUCUACAUUAUCAAAUGAUUAUAAUUCUUUUAAAACCUAUAAUAUUUACCCUACUAUACGAACAUCACUUCCAGAACUUAUAACGGAAAAAAAAAUGGAAAUUCCUUCAAGUCCUAAUGGACCACAAGAUGUCUCGCCGAGUGAAACGACAGAAUCAGGCUCUGAAAAUGAAAUAUCAGGUUCUGAAACUGAAAUAUUAGGUUCUGAAACUGAAACAUUAGGCCCUGAAAUUGAAGUAUCAGAUUCUGAUUCAACAUCAACAAGUUUAUCAAUGUUAAAUAAAUUAAUUUUAAUUCCAUUUAUAUUUGUUGCAACAUUAAUUUUAUUAGGAAUUACAUAUAAGUAUUCGUUAUUUGGAUUUCGGAAACGAGCUCAAAAACAACAUUUAAGAGAAAAUCUAAAAAAAUAA